Messenger RNA from Seriola dumerili (greater amberjack), 8995 nucleotides. It is a transcript of the gene utp20, whose product is annotated as UTP20, small subunit processome component. The transcript has 61 exons. NCBI's taxonomy places the organism in Eukaryota, Metazoa, Chordata, Actinopteri, Carangiformes, Carangidae. Gene Ontology annotation, cellular component: nucleolus; small-subunit processome; 90S preribosome. The record is from RefSeq and is a predicted model, not a curated record. The coding region runs from base 78 to 8546 and encodes 2822 amino acids.
GUAGUUUUCAUGAAUCGCUUUAAUCGCGUACCAGUCUUUGAAUUUCAAACUGCCUUUCAUCAAACAUCGACGCAAAGAUGAAGAUCAAGUCGAAGUCUUCGUAUCACAAAUCCGAGAACACCUUCAGGUUUCUCACUUUUGCUGAAAGACUUGCCAAUGUCAACAUCGAUGUCAUCCAUCGUAUUGACAGGACUGGAUCUUAUGCUGAGGAAGUAGAAACAUACUUUUCUGAAGGACUCACAAAAUGGAGAGACCUCAACUUGACAGAGCAUUUCACAACGUUUUUGAAAGAGGUAUCCAACAAGAGCCAGUCAUUCAACAUGCUGGUUUUCCAUCAGAAGUCAAUAGUGGAGAGUUUGAAAACACACCUGGCUGUCAACAACAGUCUGGCCUACCAACCACUUCUGGACCUGGUGGUUCAGCUGGCCAGAGACCUGCAGACUGACUUCUACCCUCACUUCCCUGACUUCUUCAUUCUCAUCACCUCACUGCUGGACACAAAGGACACAGAGGUCCUGGAGUGGGCUUUCACCUGCCUGUCCUACCUCUACAAGUACCUGUGGAGGCUCAUGGUGAAGGACAUGACCAACAUCUACAGUUUGUACAGCACACUUUUGGAACACAAGAAGGAACACAUCCGCAAGUUUGCAGCAGAGAGCUUCUCUUUCUUGAUGAGAAAGGUUCCAGAUCUCGAUGCCGUGCUGACUCAUGUGUUCUCAGACCUGCAGCAGCACCCUGAUAAGGCAGAAGGAGCGGGUCAGCUGCUGUUUGAGAUGUGCAAAGGAGUCAGAAACAUGUUCCACUCCUGUGCUGCAAAUGCUCUCCCUGUGGCUCUGCGGAAGCUCGGUCCCACAACCAACCCAGGAAUCUCACUGCCUUGGGACACUGUCAGGGACGCUCUGGAUCACAUGGCCCAGGCUGCAGCCAAUCACGUUGACAGAGAACACGUCCUGAUUUUAUGGGAGUCCCUACAGGUCAGUGUGGUGGAGGUCCUUGAUGUAAUGGAGGCAAAGGGAGAGGAGGCAGACCAGGCAACAGAGCAGUUGGAGAGGCUGCUGUUCGUUCUCCAUACCCUUGUGUCCCACAGAGACGGAGCCAAGAUCACCAAGCCGGAGGCCGUCUGCCAGAUGGUGUUGCGGCUGAUUAAGAGCUCUGCUCUGUCAACUCCUUGUUCACGCCUGCUUCUCCAGAUCAUCUCCUCUCUGCUCCUCGGGGAGAACAUCAGCCUGCCCAAAUCACUCAUCCAGGAGACGGUUCAAAAGGUCUUUAGCAGCACAGUGGGACAAGACUUGAUCCUAGAGUUCACCAAGGAGAUGUUCACCAUGAAAGAGUUUGAGCAGCUCUUCCUCCCCAGCCUACUGCGCUUCACAGCUGGGUUGUUCAGUUGUGGAGAUGCCCUGUCUCGCCACUGUGGCCUGGAGGUGCUGGUCAGCCUGAUCCUUGCUAAAGCCCCGCCCCCGACAGACGGCUCCAUGGCCUUUGAAACCUACCCACUGCUCUUCACUGGACAGACCACAGGAGUGUUCAGCUGUAAGGAGGCAGGUCAGGUCAGCAGUACGACAUCAGAGCAGCCAGUGCCAGAGCUGGUGCUGUCUCUCAUUAGACUUCCUGGGGACCAGAACCAGUCCAUGACUGACCUGUCGCUGCCUUGGUCCGCCCUGAUGCUGCUGCCACAUGUCAGACCUCUGGCUCCAGCCAGUGUUGUUCCUGCUGUGUGUGCUCUCUUAAACCACCUCCUGUGUGAGAUUGACACAGAGAAACUGGGGAAAGCCGGUCUGUUUGUAGCAAGACAGGCCCUGAGCUGCCUCCUCAGUCUGGACGGCUCUGCUCAGCUUCUCUCACUGUUUCCUGUGGAAAAGAUCACUUCAAUUAUAAGGAAGUUUCCCACAGACCUGUCUGCCUUGCUGCUAGGAGACCUCUACUAUACCCGCCUGUCGCUCAGCGGUGUUUCAGAGCAUUUAUCCCACAGUGCGCUGCUGGAGCUCUACCAGAUUCUGCACGCCAACCUCUCGUCCAACGUCUCUAAGAUUCGCCUCCUGACUCUGAGGAUUCUCUCUCAGUUUGAGGCAGAACUUCCUCCACAGGCUGAGGGUGAGGAGAGUGUGGAGGUGCAGCCGGUGUUUGCAGUUUGCCUGCAGGCAGAGCUCGUGCCGGCUUCAGUGCAGGACUAUAGAGAGAAGCUGCUGCACCUCCGGAAGCUGAGACACGACCUGGUGCAGCGCAGCCUGCCACAGGGGCCCCCCGGCACCUUCCAACAGGUGCCUCUGCGUUACCUCAUUGCAAUGUUGUUCAUCAACUUCAGGCCACUGUGGGACGCAGUCAUUGAGCUUCUUGUGAGCCAUGCCAGAGGGAUGGACAACAAGGACUUCUGGGCAGUCUACCAUGAACAUCUGGAGAUGGUGGCAGGGCUGGCUGAAAAGGAACUGCGGGAGGAUGAUGAUGAUGAUGAUGAUGAUGAUGACAGUACUGAAGAGGAAGAGUCCAAUCGUCAGAGUGAGCUGGGGUGUGACGUCAUUGAAAGUGGGGACGUUGGGGUGCUGUUCCUAGAGCAGCUGAAGUUGACCUGUGACCCUAAUGAGAGGACGGACUUCCCCAACUUCCGCAGCCUGCUGUGGCGUGCAAUGGCUCAGUAUCCUGACAGAGUGGAACCACGCAGCCGAGAACUUAGUCCUCUACUGCUCAGGUUCAUCAGGAAUGAGUUUUAUCCCGCUGACCUGCUGGUAGCCCCCACUCAGGACCUAAGGAAGAGGAAUGAUGCUGCCCUAGAGGAGUCUGGGAUGGCUGUGGAGGAAGAGGAGAGAGAGGAAGAGGAGCAGGAUGUGGAGGAGAGGGGCAGACAGCAGAGGAAGGCACCUCCAAGGAGAGCUGCUGCUAAACAGCUGAUUGCACAUCUGAAAGUUUUUGCCAAGUUCACCAACCCUCGUGCUCUCUACCUGGAGGGCAGUCUCAGUGAGCUGUAUAACCAGUUGCUCUGCCAUCAGGACCAGCAGAUUCAGCGAGUGGCGCUGGAAUGUGUUCUUACAUACAAAGACCCCAACAUAGUACCAUACAAGGAGAAUCUUGAGAGGCUACUGGAAGACAAAAACUUCAAAGAGGAGAUUGUCCAUUUCAACAUUUCUGAGGAGACGGGAGUGGUUGAUGCUUCACACAGAGACAGACUGAUCCCACUGCUUAUGAGGAUCCUGUUUGGGCGUCUGCGCAGUAAAGCAGGCAGUAAGUUUCAGGGGAAAGCCGCCUCCGCGUCCCGGUCCUCCAUCAUUCUGCGUUUCCUGGCAAGUUGCCAGGCUGAGGAGCUAGGAAUGUUCAUCGACUUGCUGCUGGAGCCCGUCUGCCAUUACAGCCAAGGUUCCUGUCUGGCAGCAGUGGAGAGGGCAGUUGCUGAGACAGACGUGAGCGCCAUCCUGCCACUGGGCCGUCAGCACGGCCUGCUGAACAUCAUCAAUGUGGUGAUCCAGAAGCUGGGGCAUCUCAUCUACAUCUACCUGCCUAAAGUGCUGCAGAUCCUGCUGUGUGUCACUGCCUCUGUGUCCACUGUCCUGGACAACAGGGACCAGCUGAGGGCAGGUUGCAUCAGUCCUCUGAAGAACCUAAGGCGACUCGGCAUCCUGAGGAUUCAGGACUUUUUUGACGGCUUUGACUCCUACAACUUCAGCCCAAGCGAACUGGAUGCUGUCUUCCAGGCUGUGGUUUGGCCUCAGGUGUGUCGUCUCCCCACAGAGAGCCCCUACUCCCCGACACCUCUGCUGAAACUCAUCCAUGUGUGGUGCAAAAAUGCCAGGUACUUCCCCCUUCUGGCCAAACACAGACCAGACCAUUCAGAGUGUGAUGUCCUCCUUAACGUCUUUGCCCUCCUAUCUGCCAAGAAGGCUUCCCCAGUGACCAUCGCUAUGGUAAUGGACAUAGCGGAGUCUCUUGCAACGACAGAAGACUUUGUUCCCUCAGGGAUAGAGACAGGGUUGAGCGUCAACAGCAGUGUUUUCCCGCAGCCUGGGGAGGGCGCUCUUGUCACUGCAGAUUCAUUAACUCAGGGUUCCAGGCUGCUGCUUCCCCACAUCUCCACUCUGCUGCACUACCUGAGCGGAGUCGUACGCAACACUGACAGGCUCAAGAAGAAGAAGUUCAGAGCGCAGGUGGCAAAGGAACUCAACAUCCUCUCCAAGGUCAGUCGAUUUGUGAGCGACAAGGAGCAGAGCUCAGUGCUCAUCAGCCUGUUGCUACCCUACCUCCAGAAAGGCAACAACCCUCAAGAGACAGAAAUUGACAUCCUGGCCACCAUACAAAACCUGCUGCGGCAGUGUGUGCAGCCGUCUGCCUUCCUGCGCCCUCUCAGCAAACUCUUCUCCAUCAUCCACAACAAGCUGCCCCGGCAGGCCCUCGCCAACGUCUUCCAGACUCUGUCAGAUCUGGAGCCUUCACUCGCAUAUAUCACUGAUUUGGCAGCAAAGCUCAACGCAUUCGACAGUCGACACUUGGAUGAGAUCUACUUUGAUGUGCGUCUGACGGCUUUCCAAGAGGCUACCCGGCGGGUCAAAGACAUGCAGACUCUGGACCUGGACUACAUCACCACCAUCAUACACAACUGUUUCCACACCUUUGAGAUUGGUGACAUGUCGCUGGCAGACAACGCCACCUUGUGUCUGUCUGCAGUGAUUGUCCAGCUGGCAGCGGUCGGACCUGGAGAACAGAUCUACAAGGACAUUGUGCAACACACCAUCCUGGAUGCUGUACACAAGGGGCUUCGCAGCAAGACAGAGAGUGUGCAGCAUGAUUACACCACUGUGCUCGCCUGCCUGGUGAAGAUCUUUCCCUCCAGAAAAGAGUUCAGAGACCUGGUGCAGCUCACAGACUACAACGAUCCCGAGUCUGACUUCUUUGAGCACAUGAAGCACAUUCAGAUCCACCGUCGUGGUCGCGCACUGAGGAAGUUGGCAAAGCAGCUGACGGAGGGCACGGUGGUCAUGACGUCUCGUUCGCUGCAGAAUUACAUAAUGCCGUACGCCAUGACGGCCCUGCUAGAUGAAAAGAUGCUCAAGCAUGAGAAUAUGACGUCAGCAUCGGUGGAGGUGGUGGGUGCAGUGUGUCGACGGCUGACCUGGUCCAAGUACCUCUACUACCUGAAACACUUCGUCCACAUCCUGCAGACUGCGCAGGCUGAGCAGAAACUGGCUGUCAGUUUGCUAGUCACAGUCCUGGAUGCUUUCCAUUUUGACCACCAGACCCUCAGCAGAGAAAUGGAGGCAGCUAAAGCCAGAGAAGCUGGGAGCGUCACAGUCAAUGCAGAUGACGGGGAUGAAGGUGCAGCUGACGAAUCAGAUGCAAGCGAUGAUGAGGAGGCAAUGGAGAUUGACAAUAAGACUGCUCCAUCUGAUGUUCCCAUGGAAACGGAUAAUAAUGAUGGAGAAAAGGAUGGUGUCUCAGAGGAAAUGGCCACCACUAAAGUCAAGGGACCAGUGGCUCCUAAACCUGUUGUGGCGGCGAGCGGGCUGCCACAGAGCAAAGAGGAGCUGGAGUCUCUGAUCAGCGCCAUCCACCAGACUGUUAAAGACAGCGUGCUUCCACGCCUACACAAGUGUCUCACGGCAAAGGUAAAGCGUGAAGAGGAACACAAGGCGGUGAAGUCAAAGGAUGUGAAGGAUGAGGAGGUGGCGAGGGUACCGAUAGCCUUUGCCAUGGUUAAACUGAUGCAGACUCUGCCUCCACACAUCAUGGAGGCCAACCUGCCUGGGAUACUGAUCAAGGUGUGUGUGCUGCUGAGGAACCGUUUCCAGGAGAUACGUGACGUAGCAAGAGGAACGCUGGUGAAGAUCAUUGAGACACUGGGGUGCAGAUACCUGCGGUACCUGCUCAAAGAGAUGCAGAGCGUCCUGGUCAAGGGCUACCAGGUCCAUGUGCUAACAUUUACAGUGUACCAGCUGCUGUCUGUCCUCAGGCCAACCCUAAAGAGUGGUGAUCUGGACCUGUGCAUGAACAUGCUCAUCGAUAUCUUCAACAAUGAGCUGUUCGGGGCCGUGGCUGAGGAGAAGGAGGUGAAGGGGAUCGUCUCCAAGCUGAUGGAGGCUCGACACAGCAAGAGCAUGGACUCCUACGAGCUGCUGGCCCAGUUCUGCAGCAGGGAGAGCAUCACCAAGCUCAUACUGCCACUGAAGGAGAUACUGGAGACUUCAUCCAGUCUGAAGGUGUGUAACCGAGUUGGUGCCGUGCUGCGGCGACUGGUCCUGGGUCUGCUUGUCAACGGGGGCAUGACUCCUCAGGAUAUUUUGCUGCUGAGCCACGGCCUGGUCAGCCAGAGUUUGCCGCUGCUCACCAAGCGAGACCGAGAGAAAGCGUCGGCACAGCCUCCCCCUGACCCCAGGCUGCCCCCUCCCAGCUGCCUGCUCCUGCCUCCGACCCCAAAGAGAGGGGGUCAGAAAGCUCCUGUCAGCUGCCGAACCAACAUGCACAUCCUGGUGGACGCUGGCCUCAAGCUGCUCCACCUGAGUCUGAAGAAAUCCAAAGUGACAUCAUCUGAGGCCUCAGCUCUAGAGAUGCUGGACCCUUUCGUAAGGCUGCUGCUCGACUGCCUCGACUCCAUGCACGUCAAGGUGAUCACAGAGGCUCUGGUUGCAUUCACCUGGCUGUUCAAGUUCCCUCUCCCAGCAGUGGAACAGAAUGCCGACCAGCUGACCAAGCAGCUCUUUGUUCUGCUGAAGGAUUACUCCAAGGCCGGAGCUGCCCGCGGAGAGAACUACCACCUGGUUCAGAACUGCUUCAAGGCCAUCACCAUACUGGUAAAGAACGUCAAAAGCAACAACAUCUCUGAGAUGCAGCUGCAGGUGUUGUUGGGAUAUGCUGAGGAGGACAUCUACGAUCAGUCACGCCAAGCCACUGCCUUCGGCCUGCUGAAGGCGAUUCUGUCUAGGAAACUUGUAGUUCCAGAGAUGGAGGAGGUGAUGAAGAAAGUUGCCAAGCUGUCGGUCACCGGCAGCAACGCUAUGAUCAGAAUACACUGUCGACAGAUCUAUCUGAAGUACCUGCUGGACUACCCACUGGGGAGGAAGCUGAGAGGGCACCUGGACUUUGUGGUGGCGCAGCUGCACUAUGAGCAUGACACAGGCAGAGAGUCUGUGCUGGAGAUGCUGGCAUACAUCUUCCAGACUUUCCCUCAGAACCUGCUGUUAAAGCACAGCGGUCUGUUCUUUGCCCCGCUGGCCCUGGUCGUGGUCAACGACGACUCGGCACGCUGUAAAAAAAUGGCCGCCAUGGCUAUCAAGGCCCUGCUGACACAGCUGGACAUAAAUCACCAGAACACCUUGUUUGCCUUCGUCAACACCUGGCUCAAUGCAGAAAAGGCCAGCCUUCGCCGUCUCGGUGCCCAGAUUUGUGGUCUGUUCGUGGAAGUGGAGGAGGAGAAUUUUGCCCGACGACUGGACGACCUGCUGCCUCUGCUGGAGAGAGAGAUCAACCCCGACAACUAUGAAGAUAUUGAAGAGGAGCAGGAUGAGAAAGGAGCAGACAGGCUGUUGUUCAGUUAUCUGACUCUCAUCACCAAACUCAGCAAGCACUGUGGCCUGCUGGAGCUCAGCAAGCGUGACGACACACUCUUUCGUAUCUGGGGUCACAUUGAAGCCCACCUGCGGUACCCUCAUUGCUGGGUGUGGCUGACUGCCUCGCAACUCUUUGGCCAGCUGUUUGCAGCCCACCAAGCAGAACAGCUGCUCGAUGUUUGGAGAGGAGAGGAUGGAGACACUUCAUCCCAGUCAGUAGCCACUGCUUUCAUCACCAGCAACCUGGACAAGAAGAUGAGAGAGUUGGCGUUAUCGUUCUGCCAUCAGCUGCAAUCCAAGUUCCUGGACACAGCAUCAGGAGAGCAGGUGAUCAAGAACCUGCUGUUCGUCGGCAAGGUGAUCUACCUCAUUUCCCCCGAGUCUGAUGUCACUCCCCCUCAGGAUGUGGUGACAGAGGAGGAGGAGCAGAGGGAGAAUGGAGAUGAAGAGGAGGGACAUGGAGAGGAAGAGAAGGAAGAAGAGGAGGAGGAAGAUGACAAGGAUGAUAGACCUCCCUCCCUUCUGUGGUUGAUGAACAAGCUGUCUCUGAUGGCCAAGAGAGAGGCAGCGCAUACUCCCAAAGUUCCCCUAAAGAGAACUUGUGUGUUUAAGUUCUUGGGAGCGAUAGCCAUGGACCUGGGGAAGGAAAGGCUUGGCCCCUAUCUGACAACCAUCAUCACUCCUCUGUACAGAGAGCUGGACAGCACCUAUGCAGACCAAGACCCCACACUGAAGAACCUGGCGCAGGAGCUGAUCGAGCUGCUGAAGAGACAAGUUGGGCUGGAGAAGUUCUCAUUGGCCUUCUCCGCUGUCCAGAGGGAGUUCUCACAGAGGCGAGCAGCACGUAAACGACACAGGGCCAUGCAGGCGGUAGCUAACCCAGACAUCGCUGCCAAGAAGAAACUCAAGAAACACAAGAACAAAAUCGAAGCCAAGAAGAGGAAGAUUGAGUUCCUACGGCCCGGAUAUAAAGCCAAGAAGCAUCGCAGCCAUGCACUCAAAGACCUGGCCAUGGUGCAGUGAGCCAUGUGGGUGGCUGCAUCUCUUUAUCAAGGACACUUGGUGGGGAUCAACGCUGGCCAGGUGAGCAGGCAGGCGUUAACUCAUCCUCAGACACUUAUGGGCUGCAGACUCUGUAAGUCUCACCUCAAGAUGUUACAUAAUGACUUUCACUAUUGUAAUUAAUGUCAGUUGACAAAGAAAACAUUGGAUUGGGCCAAGAAAGACAGAUGUUUCUUGCUGAAUAUGUGAAGAACAAGCAAGGUUGUAAAAGACAUCCAACCUCCUUGUGUGUGUAAAAGAAUUAGAAAUGACAGGAUGUCUCUGUAUCACUGACAUUGCUUCAUAUGAAUUGCAGAUCAAAGGUGAAAUCUACUUUUUGUUUUCCUGUUGUGACCAGUGAGUGUAGAACUGUGCUCACAUUUAUAAUGUAUGUUUUGUAAUUAAAAAAGAUCCAACAUUUUUACUGAUAA